Molecule: messenger RNA, 576 nt
Organism: Symbiodinium sp. CCMP2592
Lineage: Eukaryota; Dinophyceae; Suessiales; Symbiodiniaceae
Source: the annotation of a GenBank genome assembly
AUGAAAGUGACCAUUCAGUCCGACUCCACGUCGUUGCAGUUCAUCUGUGCGGCUUUUGACAGCGACUGGUUCCUGGCGAAGCGCAUCUCGGUCGUUGUGGACCCGACAUUCCGCCCCGGCAUUGUUGCCUUGCGACGCGAGCGUUUUUUCAAUGUCCCAUCUCGCAUGGAUUUGUCAGGAGAACGGAUCCGUGAAUACCGACAAGCUGUGCCGGCUUCGGCGACUUUGGCCCAGACCCAGGAGGGCAUGACAAUUGCCUGGCCCGUGGUGCCUCCUAUACCAGAAGGCGAGGAGGACCAGUUGAAGCGAGACUUUCAGCUGCAAAGGUCACCGGCCAGACCAGCGAGCUGGCUCCGAGAGUUGCAGGCCUCCUGGGCCGCCGGGGCCGCGGCUGCCCGCGCAGAGCGCGAGCACACGGAGCCGGCGCCAUCGUGGCCGCCGACCCUGCCGGAGUCCCGGCCGCCCGAGAAGCCGACGUCACAGGUGCAGAUCGCCGAGCCCGUCACGACAAAGGACGCAGGACUUGUGCCUCUUGUGCUGACACCGACCUACUUUCAUUUCAGGAGCGAUACCUGA